AUGGCUACUCUGUUCAAGGAAAAUACACCCAACCCCGUUUCCAUCUUGGUUAUUUCUGCAGCCAAUGGCGUGGUUGGCUUCCAUGGAAUCUCUCCAUUUGGCCGGCUACCAUUGAGGCUCAGCCACCUGGUGCUGCCCAACUACCUUUGCGCCACUCCUAAGAGACUCACUAGAGUUUUACAGUGA
Messenger RNA from Babesia bigemina, 186 nucleotides. RefSeq lists its product as hypothetical. NCBI's taxonomy places the organism in Eukaryota, Apicomplexa, Aconoidasida, Piroplasmida, Babesiidae. The record is from RefSeq and is a predicted model, not a curated record. The coding region runs from base 1 to 186 and encodes 61 amino acids. The transcript has a single exon.